This is a messenger RNA of Vicia villosa (hairy vetch), 340 nucleotides long. RefSeq lists its product as uncharacterized. The coding region runs from base 8 to 340 and encodes 110 amino acids. Lineage: Eukaryota; Viridiplantae; Streptophyta; Magnoliopsida; Fabales; Fabaceae. The transcript is spliced from 3 exons. The record is from RefSeq and is a predicted model, not a curated record.
UCAUGAAAUGACAACAAAAGCUGGAGGAGUGCAACCUUCACGGGCACAAAUUUACAUUGAUACUCGAACUAGAAAAGAUGGAAGUAUUGUGACUGAAAGUGCAGCAUAUGUGAUUGAAGAGUUAAAGAAGCAUAUGGUAGAGGAGGAAGGCAGCUCACAUGAUUCUCAAGCCACCAAAGAUUCUACAAGCUGGAAGAAUGAUUCUUAUUCAAAGGUUAAAGGACCUGAAAAGAGAGGACGAGUGCGUUGUCUUGGCAAGCUUCCCCGGCAUGCUAGUUCUAGCUCCAAUGCAGAUAAUAGAGUUGCAACAUUAGAGAAUUUGCUUGGAAAUCUAUCGUGA